UAUCCUUAUGGUGAUUCUUUUUUUUUUGCGAACAAAGCAAGGGAAAAUAUAGGUAAACUUCAUCGAAUGUUUGUAAUUUUUCUACUAUACGGCACUGAGAAAUUGAGGUAUAUGCAUGUAUCCGGUCAAAUACCGUAGUCGUAUAAAAUUUUAUGGCGGCCAAAUGAAAAUGAUGCACAUGAUGCAUCACCGGAUUAAAACGCGAACUAGUAUAUACAGAAAUGAUGCAAGUGAUGCAUCACCGGGCUCAAGGGGUUAAGGCUACACACAGGCUUGAAAACAAGAUUUAUAUAUUAAAGAUCAAGAUAACUGGUGGUGCAGGAUUUGUAGGAUCUCACUUAGUAGAUAAACUCAUGUUGGAGGGACAUGAGGUGAUUGUAGUAGAUAAUUUUUUCACCGGAAGAAAAAGUAAUGUAGAACAUUGGAUCGGCCAUGAAAAUUUUGAGCUCAUACAUCAUGACAUUGUCAAUCCUAUAUUCAUUGAAGUUGAUGAAAUUUACCAUUUAGCAAGUCCUGCAAGUCCACCUCAUUAUAUGCAUAACCCAGUGAAAACUAUAAAGACAAAUACGCUUGGUACCAUCAAUAUCUUAGGAUUAGCAAGAAGACUGAAAGCCAAAGUAUUGAUAGCAAGCACAUCAGAAGUGUAUGGUGAUCCUGACAUCCAUCCUCAGCCUGAGACAUAUUGGGGUCACGUUAAUCCUAUAGGUCCCAGAGCUUGUUACGAUGAAGGUAAAAGGGUCUCAGAGACUCUAACCUAUGCGUAUGCUAAACAAGAAAACAUGCAUGUCAGAGUGGCAAGGAUUUUCAACACGUACGGACCCCGAAUGCAUAUGAAUGAUGGAAGAGUCGUCUCUAAUUUCAUUUUACAGGCCUUGAAAGAUGAAGUCAUUACAGUAAGAUUAUUUAAGUUCUCUCGACCACUUCACAGUGUUUUGAUAUUAUUUUUUUAUCUGAUAGAUAGUAUUGCUAUAGAACAUUUUUCAAUUGUCAUUCACAUCAUUGGAUGUAUAGAAAUUAUAUAAUGAAAGAUAUGAAAUCGCGUAUAUUUAUAUUUAAAUAUUUUUCAGGUUCUGAACAAAUAGACGAGCUAGAGAUAAAACAAAUGUAUUAUUUGAGUGUAAAUUUUUAUUAGUACAUGUUUGAGCUUAUCUCAGUGAAUACAAAUGACACCACAACUGUUUGCAUAACAAAUAAUGAGUACUUGUAUAGUAAAUUGUAUGCUUAUUUCAGCCUAGUGCCUUAAAUCAGAAAAAUUAAGGCUGAAAUUUUGUUAACAUAAACAGAACAUAACAGAAACUCAACUGUUUUCUCUUUAUAAUUAGUAAAAGCUUUCACGGAUUGUUCUCACAAAUUUUUAAAUAUACUUUUUUAUCAAUGUUAGUAUUUGGGCGAAACCUAGAAUUAGAAAUUCAAACUUAUACUGGUACAUCUGUGGGUUCAUUUGUAUGUCAGUAGCACAUAGAGAACGGGAUAAGUUUCAGAUGUUUCAUAAACGCUUUAAUAUGGUCAUUAUACAUGAAUAUCCCAUUUUUUAAAAUGAUAGAGCGUUAAUCGUUAUGCAUAAAUGUUCUACAACUUUUAUAGGUAUAUGGUACUGGCGACCAAACCAGAUCGUUCCAGUACGUCUCAGACUUAGUUGAAGGUCUGGUAGCACUAAUGAGAUCAAACUAUAGUCAACCAGUUAAUUUGGGCAACCCAGUGGAGCACACUAUCAAUGGUAAAAUUAAAUUCACAUGUCUUUUUUGAGACAAACGUGAACAUUUUUUAUAUUGAAGACAAGCGCUCAUCAUAUAUUUCUACACUAUUCAACUGUUUGGCAAUCUCAUGACUGUGACUUGAUAAAAUGUUCUGUAAAAAGUCUAGGUAUCGUAUCCCGUCCAACCGAUUCUCUACUGACCACAAUGAGUACUACGGAAGUUAUUCACCCCGUUACGCGUGAACGUGGAUUCGACUGUGACUAAUAUGCACUUCAAAAAGUCCGGAUUAUUGUCAUGUUGGUGCAACAACGUCUCACAAAACCGCACUCUUGUAGGAAAAUCCUCAGCCUGGAGGGCUUGUACACGUUGCACGUGAAACUGGUACAAUCCCUCAUCAUGCAACGUUUGCCACACUUUAGUCUUCGACACAUUGCACUUCUCGAGCCACGUCCCUAGUGCUUGUUGAAGGAUUCUCGUCUACGAGAUUCGGUACUUCUUCCUCAGUUUGCACCAUUCGGAGUUGUCUAGUGCCCACCUCGACAUUCCUGCAGACGACCAGUAUCCCUGUGUAUCACACACAAGGUACGAGGCCUUGGAUGAUGGCGUCGGGGAAAACGAUCUGCAUUCACUCGCGAAGCCUCGAACGCAUUUUGAAGACACUCACCGUAAAUUAACAGCAUGCCGACUAGCUCGCUAUUGGUGUGUUCCAUUUUUAUUUUUUGACCAGUGUAAUGGUUUGUUGACCUACACUGCCGGCGUCUAGGUUAGGUUGCAUACUAAAGUAUUUACAUCGUAGUCGUGAGGACGUGAUCGAGGGAUAGGAUCGGCUUCGGUUUGGUUCAGGUUUGAUUGAGUUUCCGGACCCCAAUAUCUCGGUUCUCGUAAGACAUUGGCGUAUAUGCUACUAAGGAAAUGCGCUUAUUUCCUCAAGAUCUACACGUCGUGUAAAGGAGAGCCCCAACUUUGCGACCACCCUAAACGAUCCGAGCAAGCCCCCAUUUUGUGCUAUUCAUCCUAAACCUUAGAUGGCAUUUUUCAUUCAAUAUAUAACUUAAUCGCUUUAAAGGUGCACACCCACUGAAGAGUAGCGGCGCAAAGUUAACCGCGGCUGCAUCUCUCAUAUGCACAGGUCACGUCGUUUCCCUUCGCAUCGCUAAAGUGCGCGAGCUUUCAUUGGAUUAGGUGUAAAAGAUCCCAGCGGAAGAGCUCCGCUUCUCUUCCCCAAAGAGUAGGCGUGCCCCUUUAUGUUCCUCAAAUUCGUCACAUUUAAUGGAUGUUUUGUAUAAAUAGAAAAUGUGAUUUUCAGAAUUCGCAACAAUAAUAAAAAAUCUAGUCGGUGGAAACAAUAAGAUAAUUCACGUUAACGGAGUGGAAGACGAU
This is a messenger RNA of Acanthoscelides obtectus, 3077 nucleotides long. NCBI's taxonomy places the organism in Eukaryota, Metazoa, Arthropoda, Insecta, Coleoptera, Chrysomelidae. The record is from the annotation of a GenBank genome assembly.